AUGGCGCGUGCCUACUCGGAGGCGGCGAGCCAGCGUCAGCCGGUGGCGGCGCAGCGUUGGACGGCCGCGACAGCGGGGUGGUGGCAGUGCGGCAGUGGGGCUGGCGUUGGGGCGGGCGGCGGCCUGGGGAAGGGCAGCGGCGGUGGGAUGGCCAGGAGUAGCGCCGCGCGUGCUGGUGUCGGGGCGGCACAGUGUGCAUUGGGGCGACAACGGCCUGCUGGUCUCGGCCUCUCGGAAGCAUUUUACACUCGGGAGGAUAAAGGAUGCCUGCAGACUAUUGAAGGGCCGGCGAUCUCAUAUGGGUACAACAGUUGGAUCUGCACAAGCCAUCGAAUAAUACCAGUACUCAAGUACUUCAAUAUCCUUGGAAUGGUUUAG
This is a messenger RNA of Miscanthus lutarioriparius, 378 nucleotides long. NCBI's taxonomy places the organism in Eukaryota, Viridiplantae, Streptophyta, Magnoliopsida, Poales, Poaceae. The record is from the annotation of a GenBank genome assembly.